UGGCUUCCUCCUCUACAAGACACUGCUUGGCCAUUCCAUUUGCCACAGUGAAACACAAAGAUGAUUAAAAACAAUAAUUUGUUCUCUCCUUAAUUUCUCAUGGAGAGAAACUCUAUGGCAAUGGUAAGGAAGAAGCAACUGGUAGUGUAGACUCUGUUUAAAGCUUUUCUUUUCUUCAUAAAAUCUUGUAAUCAUGAGUGUCCAUGUUUCAAGCGACCAGAUCUUAGAAGCAAGCCUGAUACAUCACGAGGCAACUGAAUCAUCAUCAUCAUCAUCGGUACCUCAAACUAAGAACUAUAAAAGAUGGUUCCGACUCUCCAUCUAUGUGUUCUUUGUUCUCUUCUGCCAACCACUUGCUACAAUUCUUGGUAGACUGUACUAUGAAAAUGGUGGGGAAAGCACAUAUGUGGUAACACUUCUCUCACUCAUUGGCUUCCCGGUUUUGAUUCUCUUCAGCUUCUUCUCACAAACCAGGCAACCCAAGUCAACAGAUACAAACUUCAACCAGCCCCCUUCCUUCAUAACCCUUGCAUCAGCUUACAUGUGCACCGGACUUCUAAUAUCUGCUAAUGUUUAUCUGUAUGCAAUUGGUUUACUCUACUUGCCUGUUUCCACUUACUCCCUCAUCUCUGCCUCACAGUUGGCCUUCACUGCCCUUUUCUCCUACUUCCUUAACUCCCAGAAGUUCACUCCUUUCAUAGUCAACUCUUUGCUUCUCCUUACCGUUUCCUCUGCCCUCCUCGUUGUCAACACCGAGUCUCAAGCCACAACACAUGUCUCUAGAGUACAAUAUGUCAUCGGACUCGUAUGCACCAUCGGUGCUUCUGCUGGUACUGGACUACUGCUAUCUUUGAUACAACUGCUCUUUAAAAAGGUCUUCAAGAAGCACACAUCCUCAGUAGUCAUGUCCAUGACUAUCUACCAGUCUCUAGUUGCAAGCUGUGCUGUUCUCAUUGGACUUUUCGCGAGUGGAGAGUGGAAAACUCUGCCUAGUGAGAUGAGAAACUACAAACUUGGGCAAGUGUGGUAUGUUGUGACUUUGUCCUCAGCAGCUGUUUCUUGGCAAGUCUACACCGUUGGUCUUGUGGGAUUGAUCUUCGAGUCAUCUUCUGUGUUCUCGAAUUCCGUAACUGCUGUUGGAUUGCCUAUCGUUCCAGUCGUGGCUGUGAUAGUUUUCAAUGAUAAAUUGGAUGCAAUGAAGAUCUUCUCCAUUGUCUUAGCUAUAUGUGGCUUCCUUUCAUUUGUCUAUCAGCACUACCUUGAUGAAAAGAAGUUGAUGACUUGCAACACAAACUACGUCGAGGAUGAUGCACAAAUUUGAUAAAAAAAAUUUCACACAGAUUCAUGUUUAUAUUCCGUAUAUAGUUCGUUUACGUAAUUUUUGUAAUGGUCCUUGCAAAUGGGAUGCAUGUCUCUCUGUACAGCUUGAGCCUGUGUAUCAAAAAUAUCUUAAUGUCUUUUCUUAGAAAGAUAGACCAUCGUUUUAGCUUAACCUCCGCAUUAUCUUAAUGAGAAAAAAACUUCAAGACUA
Raphanus sativus (radish) is the source of this 1531-nucleotide messenger RNA. RefSeq names its product probable purine permease 7. NCBI's taxonomy places the organism in Eukaryota, Viridiplantae, Streptophyta, Magnoliopsida, Brassicales, Brassicaceae. The coding region runs from base 194 to 1321 and encodes 375 amino acids. The transcript has a single exon. The record is from RefSeq and is a predicted model, not a curated record. Gene Ontology annotation, molecular function: purine nucleoside transmembrane transporter activity. Gene Ontology annotation, cellular component: membrane.